AUGAAAACAUUUGAAACUUAUAGCCUAUUCUAUAAACUUUGCAAAUAUCAGGGUGAGAAGCUUUUGAACGGUUUAGGUGGCAUGUUCUCUAAGCCAUGGAAGCCAAAGAAGACACGAGAAAUUAAGGGGCCUGUUAUCACCUCAGAAAUGUUUGGAUGGAUGUCAAUUGGAUUUUACAAUGAUUUGAUUGUUUCAUGCAUUGCUUUGGCAAACAAGUCAUCUAAUAAAAGUGAAAACCACAAGAAGCAGAGAGAAAAGUUGGGUCUGGCCCCUGUACCUAAAGCUCAGCCGGGAAGUAGGACACCUCCUCCUGAACCAACUAAUGCCAUACAGAAAGUUGAGCUUGAGAAGGCAAAGCAAGAUGAUGCACUUUCAGAUCUAAGUAAUAUCUUGGGUGAUCUAAACUGCAUGGCUGCCGAGAUGGGAUCUGAACUUGAAAGACAAAAUAAAGCUCUUGAUCAUCUCCAAGAUGAUGUGGAUUAA
Molecule: messenger RNA, 483 nt
Organism: Durio zibethinus
Lineage: Eukaryota; Viridiplantae; Streptophyta; Magnoliopsida; Malvales; Malvaceae
Source: RefSeq, a predicted model, not a curated record